GAGCCAGGUUCGCUAUGUUUACAAGGCGCACGUGACCGGUCAGAUGGCAGCGUACAUUGUACGUCACUGCCAUGCGCCUCCCAGCCGCGGUGUGGAGCGGUGCCCGGGCAGUCCGCGGACAGUGGAGUGCAGGUUUCGGGAUGUUGCCGGUAAUGUCAGUCCUGGGCCGGAGCUGCUGGGCGGCUCGAACUAGUGAGUUGGAAAUAUAAUGGGAUUGGGGGGGAGAGGUUGUCCCGUGUUUUCCACUUUUGUCGCUGAUGACCUUCUCUGUCCCCCAGCUCUCCGGUCCUUGCACACCGUCUAUCAGAGUGUGGAGCUGCCGGACACACACCGCAUGCUGAGGGACACCUGCAGGGACUACGCCGAGAGGGAACUGCAGCCCAUAGCCGCUAAACUGGACCGGGAGCACCUCUUCCCCCGGGAUCAGGUACUGCAGCAGACUGGCACAGAGUCCACAUACAGCAGAGGUCACACGCUGCAGGGGGGCACCAGGUUCUGGUUUGCCAAACUUUAGCUGGAGUUAAAGUCUUGGAUAGCAGCUCCAGCUAGUAAAGAAACACUCCAAUUUAAAGGUACACUAUAGUCACCUGAACAACUUUAGCUUAAUGAAGCAGUUUUGGUGUAUAUAACAUGCCCCUGCAGCCUCACUGCUCAAUCCUCUGCCAUUUAGGAGUUAAAUCCCUUUGUUUAUGAACCCUAGUCACACCUCCCUGCAUGUGACUUGCACAGCCUUCCAUAAACACUUCCUGUAAAGAGAGCCCUAUUUAGGCUUUCUUUAUUGCAAGUUCUGUUUAAUUAAGAUUUUCUUAUCCCCUGCUAUGUUAAUAGCUUGCUAGACCCUGCAAGAGCCUCCUGUAUGUGAUUAAAGUUCAAAUUAGAGAUUGAGAUACAAUUAUUUAAGGUAAAUUACAUCUGUUUGAAAGUGAAACCAGUUUUUUUUUUUCCAUGCAGGCUCUGUCAAUCCUAGCCAGGGGAGGUGUGGCUAGGGCUGCAUAAACAGAAACAAAGUGAUUUAACUUCUAAAUGACAGUGAAUUGAGCGGUGAAAUUGCAGGGGAAUGAUCUAUACACUAAAACGGCUUUAUUUAGCUAAAGUAAUUUAGGUAACUAUAGUGUUCCUUUAAAGAGAAAAAAAGAGGAAAGCCCUAUUUAGUCGAUAUGCCCUUUGUGAUAACAUACAAGCACUUUGUUUCCAGUGUGGGUAUAUCUACAAUGGCCUCCAAAGACUGAGGAACUCUUAUCUGCAGCCUUUGCAAGCAGUGUCCUUUUUCUGCCACAGACUUUUUGUGUUCUUGCACUGACCAGUCAGUCAUUGAGAAGCCUCUGAUUUUGAGCAACAGGUUCACCCACACACUGUUUUCUACUUUAACCCCUUAAGGACACGACAUGUGACAUGUCAUGAUUCCCUUUUAUUCCAGAAGUUUAGUCCUUAAGGUGUUAAAGGCUUCCUAGUAAGCUAGUUGGGCAAAUAAAGGAGUCUAUGGACAUAGGGAAGAGGCAGGCACACUUUAUCUCUGUGGAGCUAAGUGAAGUGGAAGAUAACCUCUCUGGCUGCCUGACUGAAAGCCGGGUAGGUGUAUCCGCAAUUAUUUAUAAAAGUGCUGAUUUUAUAAAUUGCAAUUCAAUAAGUGCCGUUUUGCAUGGAGUUUUCCUUUAAUCCACCACUUUCCUGCAAUGAUAUGCUGGUAGAAGAGAUGGGGAGAGAGAAAUACAUUGUCCUUGUCUCCACAAUGCUUCUCCUGGUAAGUCCAUAAUGAGUGAGGGUCCUGAAUUAAGAGAAAAAGGAAAAUAUGCUUCAUACUUACUGUAAUUUUCUUUUUAUAAUUAUUCAUGGCAGCAUUUACUCAUGGGUUAGCUCCUCCCCUCAUAGCAGAAAGGACAGGAAAUAGAACUCUGAAACUGGUAUAAAUAGAUCAUCCCCCUUCCCAUCAGGCAGUCUUUGUAACUAGCUUCACAUCUUAGCCCUUUAAGUACACAUGAUGGAAAUAUUCCGUCAUGAUUCCCUUUUUAUUCCAGAAGUUGUCAUUAAGGGGUUAAAGUAUAUGGGUGGGAACGUAAUGCUGCCAUGAAUAAUGAUCAGAAAAAGAAAAUUACGAUAAGUAUGAAGCAAAUUUUCCCUUUUUCCUGACAUUAUUCAUGGCAGCAUUUACUCAUGGGGAAUACCCAAGCAGUAUAUAUAGAGGGAGGGACAGAGUUCAAAAACAGCUAAUAGCUAUAAGACCAUUAUUGAGCUGCAUAAACCUUAGAAGACUUUAAAAAAGCCAAACAAGACAUCAAUAAAAUAUUGUCAUACAUUCUGCUCAGACAAGUUAAAUAAUCUAGAGGCUGCAAGGACAGCAACCUCCUAGCAUUCAAAUGUCUGAAAUAUCCUGAAUAAUUAUAGAGUCAGAAAGGAAUUAAGGUCAUGAUAGCCUAGGUUAGAGAAGGAUAAUGCCAUUUUGAUAUAAAAUUUAAAACCAAAUUGAUGACCUCAUCAGAUCAGAACUUUGACAAAGUCAUAACAGAAUGUUGGAUGAGAACAGACACACCAUGCUAUUAAACAUGGGGAGAAUUACACUGAGAAUCCUACUACUUUCUGGAUGUAAUUAUUAAUGACGAUUCACACUGUUUCCUCUUGCCUUGUGAACUACUUACCUGUGGAUACAGGAAACAAAUCAAUAUCUGCCUGUCAGAAAGAGGCAGAGCCUAUUAGAGAAAUAAGGGUUAUUAAAACACUGCAAUAACGAAUACAUAUAUCUAUAUAUAAAUCAGACUCACAACAAUACCUCACACAGUGGAUGAAUUGAUACAGUAAUGAUCAGUCACAGGAGAGGUAUAAACCAGUGACAUUACUAGGCAAAGGCAAGAAGAAUCAUAUACAGAUUAGUUAAGGAAAGAAAAAAAAAAGACAUCGGUAUGAACCGUAGAAUUUGUGGCAACUCCUAAAUUAUAAGGAGGCCAAUCACGUCAGUACCUACAUUCAAAGAAACAUAUUGUAAAUAGUACAGAUUAUGCCAAACAGUAUAAUCAAAUUUAUUAGAGACUGUUGUGCAACAUAAGUAAGAUAUAUAUGUUGCACAACAGUCUCUAAUAAAUUAUUAGAGACUGUUGUGCAACAUAAGUAAGAUAUAUAUAUAUAUAUAUAUAUAUAUAUAUAUAUAUAAUCUCUAUCAAGAUACUGAUGGGAAGGUGGUAACCAGAGGCACAUUAUACAUUGUGGCAACAGACACAUAAUAAGCAGGAUAGUAGAAGAUAUUCAGUUAUCGUUAUGAGAACAACCGCAUACUUACUCUUACCUUAUCUUCAGAUAGUGAUGAAGUACUUAUGGUGAUAAUAAGAAGUUUGUAUUAUCUGCAAGUUAUCAACACCAAUACAAGUAUAUAAUCCACAAGUAUUAAAUCAACGCAAUGUUAGGAGUGACCAUGAGGUCAGAUCUAGGUCAGAGACCCUGUAAAACAUAUCAGUCAAAUGUUUGUCAUCAACAAGCUGCAUUACACUAUAUUAUGCAGGAUGAAUCAACCACUUAAAGCCACACAUUGGUUGCAAAUUCCAGAUAUAAGGACCCCUAGAAGAAUCCCCAUGAAUAUCAGAAGAGAGGACCGUAAUGGAGUUACCUGUUCAGGGAUUUCCUCUAUUGUUCUGGUAGCAGGUGAAUUUUACCUGAAAUAGUAAACCUGGUACAAUGGCCUGGGGACUAGAAAGACCUUCCAGUGUCAAUUAAAAUGCUUGCAAUACAAAGUAUCGAAAACUUACCUGGAUCAUAUGAGCCUAAAAGAAUACAUUUUAUUGCAGAAAGGAAUUUAUAAUAUUCCCCUUCACAACAGGGGAAUCUUGUCAGAAAUUUCUGAACAUUUAAUUCCUUUAGAACCAAAAGCAAGCCACCCCUGACAUAUCCUAAAGGGAUUGCCAAACUCUCAGGUCCCCAAGGGAUAAAAGAGAAUACUGCAUAUAUGAUUAGUACAUUCUCCAAAUUAUAAAGAUUAUGCUUUAAGGAAAGGUACGCAGUUCUAAAGAAUAUGUUAAUACAUCAAGCAUAUUGUGAACAGAUCCCCUGAAGCAAUGUCCACAUCAGCUUACAUAUAGAGCAUGUAGAGGACAUAUACUGAGGCUAUCUCUCCAUAGUAACUCAUACAUAUGGCCUAUAGUGGAUACAUAUACUGAGGCUGUGUCCUCAUAGUAAUUCAUUCACAGAGCAUAUAGUGCAUACAUAAACUGAGGCUGUGUCUCCAUAGUAACUCAUACAUAUAUCCUAUAGUGGAUACCUAUACUGAGGCUCUGUCCUCACAGUAACUCACACAUAGAGCAUAUAGUGCAUAUAUAAACUGAGGCAGCGUCCUCAUUGUAACUCAUACAUAGAGCCUAUAAUGGAUACAUAUACUGAGGCUGUCCCCAUUGAAACUCACACAUAGAGCCUAUAAUGGAUACAUAUACUGAGGCUGUCCCCAUUGAAACUCACACAUAGAGCAUAUAGUGGCUACAUAUACCGAGGCUGUGUCUCAAUAGAAACUCUUAUAUAUAUCAUAUAGAGGAUACUUAUACUGAGGCGGUAUACUCACAGUAACUCUUACAUAGAGCAUGUAGUGGAUAUAUAUACUGAGGCCGUAUCCUCCUAGUAACUCCUACAUAGAGCAUAUAGUGGAUACAUACACUGAGGCCGUGCCCUUAUAGUAACGCAUACAUGGAGCAUAUACUGGACACAGUCUGUUCAUACAUUAGAGCAUAAAGUGCAAACAUACUGAUGCUGUACCACCACCAGAUUAUGUAUGGAUACUGAGGCCCCGUGGUCUCAUAUGCAGUAUAUUCUUCCACUCUCUGGAAAAGCCUGCUUAUUUGCGAUAAUGCACAGAUAACAGCAAUCAAUGCCACAUAUCUUGAUAGGAACAAGUGUGUGUGUGUGGACUUAGUUAGGCUUUUAAAACCUGUCAUAUACAUAUGAGUACUUCAAUCAGACACCCAGGAAAGUUCUCUUACCUUGGAUAUUUCUUCAGGACUGUGAAAUUCCAGCAGACUUUAUACAGCAAGGAUAUCCAUUAUUAGCACUCUUUGUCACAGUGCCUCAUUGCUCAUAAGCACUCUUUUGCACAGUGCUUCCUUGCAUUAUCAGCACUCUUUUGCACCAAGCCAAUCCUUUCUUGUAUAAACUUACCUAAAUGCUCACCACACAAACCUCCUAAAUGUGACCUAUUUGUUAUAAGGAAGCCUAAUGUAAGCAGCUGGGAGGGACUGAAAGAACAGAGACCCAGGUGCCUAUACUAGUUUUACUCUAAAUUACUAUUGCACUUACCUGAACAGCUGCAGGCCUCUGUUUCAGCGGCAAAAUGGGGAUUUGAACAACUGACAGCUUAAACUGUUUAAACUAUAGGCUUCCAUCUGUACCCCAUAUGCUGUCCAUCAUCACCAGUGGGAGGAGGUUUAACCAACCCCAUACAAGGUGGAACACAUAGAACAGGAAUACCCAGGUAGUCACCUUAUGGAAGUGCUGUUUACUGGGUCUUCAAGGAUAAAGGCUUAGACUCGGUUGGGCCUCAUGUAUGCAGUGGACCACUGUCAUCCCCUCAGGGAGAGAGAUAGGUCAGACUCCCGAUUGCUGAAGGAGGUACCCAGGCUGGCAACUGUUACAGAUGUGCUGUUUGCUGGGUCUUCAGGGAUAAGAGGCUGAACCCUGGCCUGGCUUCCUGUAGGCAGUAUAUCACAUUCAUCCCCUGAGGGGGUACCCAAGCUGGCCUGUUGCUGGGUCUUCAAGGAUAAGAGGCUGAACCCUGGCAUGCAGUGGACCAUUUUCAUCCCUUAAGGGAGAGGUUGGGUCCGACCCCUGGUCACUAAAGGGGGUACCCAGGUUUGAAGUAUUAACAAUAGUGCGUUGCUGGGUCUUCAGGGCUUAGAGGCUGAACCCCGGCAGGGCUACAAAAAUAUUGCCUGGUGAGCAUAAAAGAAAAAUCUAGGCCUGCAUAAGUAGACUCCUUCCAAACUGUUGUGAAGGACAGGAAAAAAAGACUGCCUGAUGAGAAUGGGGAGGAUCUAUUUAUACCAGUUUCAGAGUUCUAUUUCCUGUCCUUUCUGCUGUGAGGGGAGGAGCUAACCCAUGAGUAAAUGCUAACAUGAAUAAUGUCAGGAAAACUCUGUUGCAAGAGCAUUUCUAGCAUUAGAAUUUCUUCCUCUUGAUUUAUGGCACCCCUUUAAAAGUAAAAUAAGUUAUACUCCCCAUUCAUCCCUCGCAGUGCCAGUCUUGCUGAUGUUAUCUUUCCGAUACCCCACCAUCAAAAUUAUUGGUGAUAGUGAUCUCAGCUAAGCCCAUGCCCCUCCAUGGAGAAGCAUUAAAGGUACUUCAGUUCAUGUGCAACAAUCACCAUGCUUGUGCCAUUCAAUACACACACAGACUCUCUAAGGCUACGCUAUGAUCUUGUUAACAUUGAAAUUCCUCCUUUUUGUUUCCGUUAUUUUGUUUUAUUUCAGAUUCUACAGAUGGGUAAAAUGGGUUUAUUGGCAGUGGAGGUCCCUGAAGAACUUGGUGGUGCUGGACUUGAUUACUUGGCAUAUUCUAUCGCAAUGGAAGAAAUCAGCCGUGGGUGUGCAUCUACUGGGGUUAUCAUGAGUGUUAACAAUGUGCGUGCAGAGAGUUCAAUGAAUAAAUAGAAUAUUUUCUAGCAUUUGUGUCUAGAAUCGAAUCUAGUAGGUACCUUACAUGCUAUGGGUUGAUAAAUCGGGGAUGUCUGUUUUGUUGCAUUAAAAAAAAUCUACAUAUAGAACAAAGUUGAGCAGACUGUUGGAGACCUCUACAAUUUGAAAUCUGCUGACUUUAAACAGGUACAAAAUAAUAUAAAAAUACAUUAACUAAAAAAAGGGUCAUUUCAAGAACUGCUAAAAUGGAGCAUAUGAUCAGUCAUAUGUAUGUUAUAAUAGCACAUACUUUCCUGAAUAGAAGAUAUGUUAAUAUCGUGGUUCUCCGCUUAUGUCUUGUAUUUUAUAUUCACUGUUAUUCAUGGUAUAAAACAGAACUUGUUUUUUUCCCUCCCAUGUGCUAUAAUUACAUACACAUGACUGAUCAGGUGGUUAUUAUAUAGUAUUGGCAGUUUUAGUUUUGUUUUAUGUGUGUGAUUUUAAAAAAAAUGUAUUUAUAAAUUACAUUAUAUUGUUUGCCAUCUCUAUUAUGCCUCAGUGUAUCUUGAGACUUUUACAUUUUUAUCAUACUGCCCAGUACUACUGUUUCAACUUUGAUGUGAUCAUACUUGUUCUUGGUGUGCUACAAAGUAUUUUUAGUCUGUUGAAAUGUUUAUUACACUUCACAUAUCACACUUGUUACAAUCUAUGAGAAACAAAGUAUUCACAGGUCUGUACAAUAGGAUGUCUUGCACUUGUUGAAUCUUUGGUGCUUUCUCUGUCUUUUAUGUUUUCUGAUUUGCUAUUCUUGAUUUAUUUUUCCAGUUUAUUGCCCCAUAUACACACACUGUGCUCUACAUGGUUUUUACAUUCUUUGAGUAUUACAUCAGCCAAGUUUCUUUUUUUCACAUCAAUUCUCCCUCUUUUUCAUGUUUCCUGCUCUAUAUAUCUAUUUAUAGGUUGAUACUAUAUAUGCAAAUAAUUAAAGUGUAACUGGGCUGGAAAUAGCUGAUUUUUUUUUAAAAUUAAUUUCAAGUGAAUUUUUCCACUUUAACAAUUUUGAAAUGGGAAAUUCUUGACAGCCUUGUCAGUUUUUCAGAAUUACAGAUUUGGUGUAUAAAAACCCCAUUAUGUUAGAACGAAAGUUGUGAAUGUGCUCUUUUAUUUCCCUCUUAUAUAAAGUCCACUUGGCAUUUUAAUAUGUACAUUUACAUGUGCAAAAACAUAGCCAAAAUGUAUCCUACAUGACAUAGGGAAUAGCUUACUUAUUCAUUAUUCAUACAUAACAUUGAUAAGAUAGAUAUAUAUAUUCUUACUACUCUGCAUGGUGCAGACUGAAAACUAAUCUCAGCUAAUGCUAAGGGCUGAACAUAGGAUGAGAAACAAUACAUUGAUUUAUUUUGUUCCUGUUGUCUAGUCUUUGUAUUUAGGACCCAUUUUAAAGUAUGCUACAGAAGAACAGAAAAAAAUGUGGCUUUCUCCAUUUUGUAGUGGAGAGAAGAUUGGUUGCUUUGCACUCAGUGAGCCAGGUAUGUUAAAUCAAUCAGGUUCUCACUUGUAAGACUGUCUAGCUAUUGGCUGCACAAUGUCUUAUUUUCAGUUAUUUUUUUCUGAACAUCGAUGCCUUGCACAGGUAAUGGAAGUGAUGCAGGUGCAGCAAGCACAGUUGCUAGGCUGGAGGGUGAAGAGUGGGUUCUUAAUGGCACUAAAUCAUGGAUCACAAAUGCUUGGGAUGCCUCAGCAGUUGUCGUGUUUGCAACAACUGACAAGUCACUAAAACACAAGGUAAAUCUUUAUUCGUAUGUCCCAUGAUGUGAGUACUAUUAAAAAUCUAUAAUGUUAGAUCAUUUAUGGAGUUUGGCAAUUUAUGUGUUUUCUCUAAUGACCUUAUUCCCUAGGUUCCAUUAAUUUAGAUUUUCUGUUACAGGGUAUCAGUGCUUUCUUAGUGGAGAUGCCAACUCCAGGUCUCUCCCUUGGGAAGAAGGAAGACAAGUUAGGUAUUAGAGCCUCCUCCACAGCAAACUUGAUCUUUGAAGAUUGUCGAAUUCCUCGUGAGAAUCUUCUUGGACAGGAAGGAAUGGGCUUUAAAAUAGCCAUGGUAAGGACUGCACAGUAUAGAUUCUGUAAAUGAUAAUAAUGCUGCUUCACUCUCACUAAUUGUCUGUAUAUAGCAAACAUUGGAAUCUGGUAGGAUUGGAAUUGCAUCUCAGGCACUUGGAAUUGCACAAGCUGCUUUGGACUGUGCUGUAGAUUAUUCAGAGAAGCGCUUUGCGUUUGGAGCACCUAUCAGUAAAUUACAAGCCAUACAGGUACGGGACUCUUGAGUGCGUAUGUACUAUACAUUUGGGAUUACGUUAACGGCACUAAAUGUUCAUUUCUUUUUACUUCAGUUUAAGCUGGCAGACAUGGCAGUGGCUCUGGAAAGCGCUCGGCUGCUUACGUGGAGAGCUUCCAUGCUGAAGGAUAACAAAAAACCUUAUACCAAGGUGAGCUCUGGUGUAAUCUGCAUUGUUGACAGAAUAAUGUGCCUUGUAUUGUAUUUUCACAUACAUAAUGUUUAGAGAGCUUUCAAAAGCAUUAUGAAAGAUACCUAUUGCAUAUCAGAUACCAACUGCAUGUAAAUGUGUUUCUCAACUUUAAAACUUGUCAUUUGAUGAGAGUAAAACACCAGUUUUGUUUUACAUUUUACCAGACAAAUUGCUGGCAAUUGUAGAGUAUCUUUCUAGAUAAGGAUUUUUUUUUUAUAUAUAUAGGGUAAUACAAUGGUAGAGUAGAAGUGUAAUUUUGAUAGGUGUGUGCAAUUCCGCAUUCCUGCUCCCCAUUACUUACUUCACUGCUGUUACUGCUCACAAUGACCACACUGAUCUUGGGGAUUUUGUUGACAGAAUGCGCAUGAAGCCGUUCUGAUCCUAGCCUGAUUGCUAUUGUUCCAUCCAGAGAAUGUAGAGGGCAAGACUUAUUGGAAGGAUCUUUCCAAAGUUCUCCAAGCUCUCGCCACUAGAGCACUUUCUUCUUCAUGGGCAACUGCAGUGAAUGUUCUAGUUGAGAGCAUCUUGAUGGCAGCCACAUAGUCUUCUGUCAAUAUGGUUAUGAGAUAUUAUGCACGUGAUGUUCGUGCAACAGUAUCUAUUUCUUUUGGGGAAAAGGGUUCUUUAUAGUUCCAAAGAUUAGCCAGUAAUCUGGAAAAUUUUAGCCUUACUUACUGCAAUUUUCUUUUUCCGGAGUGGAAGGAGUUUGGGGGAUGGUGCCGGUGACUUCAGUCAUUGAACAUUAUACAGGGUAAAUUUACAAUUUAAUUUCCUGUCCUAUGCAGCCAAGUGGACAGGGGGGAUCCUAUUGAAUGCCAUGAAUCUAUCCAGUAAAGAAAAGUAUGGUAUUGCAAAAUGUUCAAUAUUCUUUGACAGAUGCAGCUGCAGUGUAAGUCUGUGAUCAAUCAAUAAGGGCCAUGCAACUGACAAUCUUUUCAAUUGUGUGGCUCCAUUUUUUUGUAAUGAGUGUCACUGAAAAGGCCAAAUUCACUAAUUAGAAGGGCUAUCCACAAAUCUGCUGUUUAAGUCCAAAUUGUAGUCCAAUUACAAAAUUCAGGCUGAAAUUAGCUAAGCUGUGACUACGGCAAAGUUAGAGAACUUCUCCAACCUAAAAAUGUUAGCCUCAGUUUUGUCAAUCCACUUCCAGUUCACUGAAUGAUGAUUCAGAGUUUAAAAUAAACUGUAUUUAGUCUGUGUUUAAAAGUGGCAGUGGCUUGGCUUACAAUCUGUUCAUAAAAUCAAACAUGACAUUUUGAGAUUUUACAACUUUUUAUUUUUUUAGUAUUUUGUUUUUUCUUUUCUCAUCAGGAAGCAGCAAUGGCAAAACUUGCAGCAUCUGAGGCUGCUACACGAGUUUCUCAUCAGGUAACAUUCAUAACACCACUUUGGAGCAAUAUAUCAGAGCAGGGCUAUCCAAGUGGAGCCAGUUAUUCAUUUUACCCCCAAUAAAAUCAUAGUUAUUGUAUAUCGGCUGCUGUGGGAUCGUGGAGGACUACAUCGUUCACAUAGUCCGGAGAGUGGAAGCCUAGAAGCCCCUCUUCUAAUAGCUUCUUUUAAAAAAAAACAAAAAAAUAUGUAUUUUAUUUCUAUAACCAUUCUGCUGAAGUGUCUAUUAAAAAUAGUAGAUGGGAUGGGAGAAUAAGUUAGUGCUAAGUUUCUCUGACCAUGAGUGUAGUAUAUUCAAAACUUCCUUCUUCAAGUUGAAUUAAACCAUAAAUAUGACUCCAGCAGUAUGGAUAUUGAAGCUAAUUAUUUUUGAUUGUCCCUGUUCUGUAAUUCUUUUAGGCAAUUCAAAUCCUUGGGGGCAUGGGUUAUGUGACAGAUAUGCCAGCUGAACGCUAUUACCGAGAUGCAAGAAUCACAGAAAUUUAUGAAGGCACCAGUGAAAUCCAGAGGCUUGUGAUUGCAAACCAGCUUCUCAAGGACUACCGUAGCUAGGACAUUUGUGAAGAGCUGGAUAGUUGGGCAGAAGCCAUUAAUUUUCUUGACUUUUAGGACUCAAACCUUUAAUUCACUGUGAUGCCUUAAAGAAGAUCAAGCACUGAUUUAGAUUCAACAGAUCAUUUGGACUGUCGAUGUAGUUAAGAUCUUUCCAGGAUUCUUACACUGUGGAGCAGACUCUGUGCCAAGGACCUGUGGAGCGUCUUACAAUGGGCUCAAAGCUAAAUAAGUUAUGAAACACAAAAAUUUUACCAAAUCACUAGUAUAAUCCAAAAUAUUACAAAUGGAAAUCUUUUAGAAAUAAAAUGACAUUUUUAAUCUAGUUUUUCUGACUUAUGCAUGCUACGUAGUGCAGCACCAACAAUUGAUAUGGUGAUAUAUAUUCAUAAGAGAGUUCUUUUGCCAUGAUACUCUCGUGGCUCUUGCAUGGGUUCUACACAUAUACCCAUUUGGGUUGGAUUGUAGGUAUGUGAAUUGCUGUCACAUGGUGACCGUAUAGAAUCAGGAUGUGUUUACUGGCAUACGUGGUAACAAGUACUUUUAUUGUCUGCAGUUUUCACACAUUAUAAAGGAAAAAAAUAUUUUGGAGUAUCAGGUACUCACUUGUGGAUGAGAAAUUAACCACAACCACAAUAUAGGUUAUGUGCAUCUUAUAAUAAAGUGAUAAAUUAAUUUAGGGUUUUUGUUCUGUUAAAGAGUUGAGGAGAAGUAGAGAAGUAUCCAUGCCUACCUUGAGAGUAUUUUUCACCACCAAUAUAGUAGUAGAUUGGAGAUAGUGGGGCAGCUCUAAAUAAUACAUUGGUAAUUUCAUUUUGUGUUUGUUUUUUUCCCCCCUUUUCAAGGGGUGAUGGGAAAAGAUACUUAAAAUAUAUUUACCUCAAAGUUUCCCUCUCUCACGAUUCAUGAUCACUUGUAAGUGAGAGGAGAAUUGGAGAUCUUUGGUCACUGUAUCAGUGUUUAAUAUCGACAUCCAAUAACCACAACUCCACCUGUAUUUAUCUUCACAAAAUAAACAGCAACGCAAUUAUUCACACAGAAUUCAAAACAAAAAAAAGGUGGUGGGUUAGCAAAUACAAGAUCACAAAAAAUAGAUGGUGCUGUCACCUUAAAUAUACAAGAUUGCUUGCAACUAUCAGAGACCAGGGUGAUUUAAAAAAAAAAAAAUUGUAAUUAUCAACAAUGAUGUGUUGCACACCCUAAAAUUUCAAUGCUAGAAGAAAUUUUAUAUGGGGAAUAAAAAAACUUUAAUUCCUUUUUAAAGGAACAGUAUUUUGUUAGGAAUACAUAUCUGCCUUCCUAAUGCUAUAGUGCCACAGUCCAUAGUUGGACUAGAUGAAAGCCCAAAUGCAAGAAAAAUUAUUGAAAAGAAUAAAAUGUUUUUACUUACUUUUCUCCAGCAAAGAGACUCCCUUGGUGCUGUUGCCUUUUCUGCCUUCUGCAACUUCAUCCGAGAGCUGUCACUCUCUAGCUCUUCUUAUCUAAUGCUCUUCAUAGAGGAGCACUGGGGACUGAUGCGCAUGCGUGGCAAACGCAGUAAGCAUCCAAUCAAAUGCAUCUCAUAGGAAAGCAUUGAAUUCAAUACUUCACUAUAAAUUGCAUUUGGUCACAUGACCAAGUUUCACUUUAUCGUUGUAUCAGAAAUACACCGACUAGAGUAGUGUUUAACCCUGCAAUAUAAACAUUGCAAUUUCUACAAAACUGUACAUUUUACAUUGCACGAUUAAAACUACAGGGCCACUGCACCCACACUGCUUCAUUGAAAUUAAGCUGUCUGGGUGCAUUUAGUGGUCCUGUUAAAUGUUUAAAUAGUCAAUUUCCACAAUGUGAAAUAUCAUGUAAAAUAUACAAAAAAACAAGUACAGCACACUACCAUUUAUUUAAAUUCAUGUAAAUAUAUAAAUUAAAAACACUGACAGUAUUGUUUGAGAGCAUUCAUGGUUUUAAAAACACUUCGGUUUAAAGUCAUCCAGGUCUCUUGGAACAUUCACUAUCUUUUUGUAUCCUGUUCCUUGAUUGGGAAGGGCGAUGAUCUCUUCUCUUAACUUUGUGGACCAUUCUUUUGCCUUAGCCAUAUUUCCAGCAUGCAGUUAGAUACAAACCCCUAGCCAGUUCAAGUAUUUCAACUGUUCCAGCUCAAGCACUAAUUAAGCCCUUUAUUAGUUGUAUCAGGUGUGCUUGAGACCACAUGUUUUGCAUAUUUGUGCUGUUGUGAGGGAUUCUAUCCAGGGGAUUGAAUAAUUUUGAGACUGGAGAAGUCAUAGGUGGCCUUUGGGGAAACCACUUGAAGCAUUCAUUGUGUUGAGCUAUUUUAAUUGCUUUUUAUUCAGACAAGUGAGACACUGCAAUGUUUUGACCCAUGAAAAGGGUCUUUGUCAAAUAAAUAAUUUCGAUGAUACUUGUAGUGCCUGGAUUCUCUGUCUACCAUUGAUAUCUACACCUUUGGGCUGGUGCUGGCCUUUGGUCCAAUUUUUGCACAUGAUUGGAGUGCAGUUCGUUUUUCUCUUUUUUUUUUUUUUUUUAACACAAAUGCUUAGAUGGGCACUUCUGUUUUGUCUACAAAGAGACAUGGACCGAGUAAACCAGUUGGAUAAAUUUGGAAACUGAAAUUAGUUUGCCUGUAAUAUGACCCCAGAAUUUUUUUUUAAAACUAGAGUUUACAUGCCAGCAAUUUCCACUUUGGUGAGUUUUCAGGUGUGGUAUUGCUAAGUAGGCAUCAUAAAAUACUAAAAAAUACAGAGGAGCUCUUGC
Molecule: messenger RNA, 13792 nt
Organism: Pelobates cultripes (western spadefoot toad)
Lineage: Eukaryota; Metazoa; Chordata; Amphibia; Anura; Pelobatidae
Source: the annotation of a GenBank genome assembly